This is a messenger RNA of Schistosoma curassoni, 402 nucleotides long. NCBI's taxonomy places the organism in Eukaryota, Metazoa, Platyhelminthes, Trematoda, Strigeidida, Schistosomatidae. The record is from the annotation of a GenBank genome assembly.
AUGAAUACAUUAAAACAAUAUCAUAAUGAAUCAUCUGAUCAUAAAUGGGAUUCUGAAUCAGAUUUAUUAAAUAUAUCAGAAAUCACUGAGAUUUCUGUUAUAUCUAUGAAUGGUGAAACAUUGAAUAAUAAUAUUGAUAAAAUGGUAGAAUAUAAGAAACAAUCAAAUUUUAUAAAACCAACAACAAUUAACAUAUUAACACCGUCAUUAAUGUCGUCGACAUCGACGUCGACGACAUCAUCAUCAUCACCAGUAAAAAAUAAAUUGAUAAAUAAAGUAAACUUUGAUAUGAAUGGUAAAUUGAGAUCAAUACAAUCGGAACCAUAUCUUCAUCAAAUGAAAGCUGAAAGGAACAAUGGUAACAAUAAGAAUAAUUAUAAUAAUCAUGUAAGCACUUAUUAG